AUGGAGAAUGAUUGUAUAGAAGACAUGGACAUCGAGGCCCUUCCUUCAAUGUGGCCUGAAGAUAUAGGAACUGAGGUUGGAAAGCAGUUUAAUAUAGAAAAGCCUGGAAGGGACCAAGACAUGUUAGAGGAGGUUACAAUCAUAGAGGAGCCAACUAUAGUUGAUUUCAAGCGUCUCAUUGAGCUCACAAAGUUUACAGAAAAGGGGUCUUCUCAGUUGGCAUGCCUAAUGAAACAAUGGGAGUACAAGCAGGCCAAUGUUGUGCGUCUUCUCAGAGAAGAGCUCGACAACCUAAGCAAACAAAGGCAGGAUGUUGAGCUCAGGAAAUUAGAGAUAUUGGAAGAACAUCGAUUUGAGGAAGACAGAUAUGGUGGUGACAAACGCCCAGUUUCUAUAUUGGAUGACGUUUAUGAUGGUAUGUGGCAAGAUAUACCUUGCAGGAAAAGUGAUGCUGUGGUUCAAAACAAGAGGAAUGAGAUUGAUGCUGAGUAUGAUACUGUCAUCUACUGGAAACAGCGAGCCUUGCAUUUAGAGAAGCACCUGGAGGCAAGUAUCCAAAGGGAACAUAUACUUGAAGAAAAGUUGCAAGAAAGUAUAGCAAAAAUUGAAAGGCAGUCCUCACCUGUGGAAGAACUGUCCCAGAUCCUGAAAAGGGCCGACAAUUUCUUGCAUUUUAUACUCCAAAAUGCACCUGUUGUUAUUGGCCAUCAGGACAAAGAUUUGCGCUAUUGCUUUAUAUACAACCAUUUUCCAAGUUUACAAGAAGAGCUGCUGAAAACUGAGAAGAAGCUUGUUGACAUCAUAGGAAAAACCGAUGUUGAAAUAUUCACGGGAGCUGGUGUUAAGGAAUCUCAAGAGUUUAAGAGAGAAGUUUUGGAAAAAGGAUUACCUGCAAAAAGGGAAAUCACUUUUGAGACAGAACUGUUUGGGUCAAAGACAUUUUUAAUAUAUGUAGAACCUGUCUUUAGCAAAGCAGGGGAGACAAUUGGAAUAAACUACAUGGGAAUGGAUAUAACAGAUCAGGUGAGAAAAAGGGAAAGGAUGGCAAAGAUUCGGGAAGAGAUUGCUGUUCAGAAAGCCAAGGAAACAGAACUGAAUAAAACCAUUCAUAUUACAGGUUCAAUUACUUAUAUCAAAUUUACUUCAAUUUGUUCUUGCAGCAAGAAAGCUUAUCAUGUUCCCGUCCUCCUUUUAAUAGAGGAAACUAUGCGAGCAAAACAAAUGCUGGCAACAAUGUCUCACGAGAUAAGAUCUCCUUUGUCUGGGGUUCUUAGCAUGGCUGAAGUUCUUUCUAACACAAAACUUGAUUGGGAGCAAAGACAACUCUUGGAUGUCAUGCUAUCUUCUGGAGAUUUGGUUCUUCAACUUAUAAAUGACAUACUUGAUCUUUCCAAGGUCGAGUCAGGAGUCAUGAAGUUGGAAGCUACUAAAUUCCGGCCAAGAGAGGUAGUCAAGCAUGUACUCCAGACUGCUGCAGUUUCAUUGCAAAAAGUAUUAACCUUAGAAGGACAUGUAGCUGAUGAUGUACCUAUUGAGGUUGUUGGUGAUGUUUUAAGGAUGCGGCAACUUCUCACCAAUUUAAUUAGUAAUGCCGUUAAGUUCACUCAUGAAGGCAAAAUUGGAAUAAACCUUUACGUUGUGCCAGAGCCUACUUUUGCGAAGGAAGAUUGCAUCCAAAAGAUGACUUCGAACCAUUCGACUAUUAUAGUGAAUGGUGUGAAAGAAGACAAAUAUCUAUCAACGCCUCAAAGUGGUUGUCAAAAACAUGAUGAUUAUCCCAGCCAAAACCAUGCAUUCAAUGAUGAAUGUAGAUCACCGGUCAAAAGUGAAUGCUCUGUGAAUGGAGACACCGAGGAACAACAUCAUUCAGCUGAAACAACAGUGUGGAUACGUUGUGAUGUAUAUGACACAGGCAUUGGAAUACCAGAAGAUGCUAUACCAACCUUGUUUAAAAGGUACAUGCAAGUCAGUGCAGACCACGCUCGAAAGUAUGGUGGCACAGGGCUAGGACUAGCAAUAUGCAAACAACUGGUUGAGUUGAUGGGGGGUCGUCUAACAGUGUCUAGCAAAGAACACCAUGGUUCUACCUUCACUUUCAUACUCCCAUACCAGGUUUCAAUUGCUUGUGAUAAUUCUGAUGACCAGGAUGAGCUGUCUGACGUGGAGAAUAAUGAUGCUGCAUCUGAUGAUACAAUAGAGAGUUUCUUCCAAUUCCAGCCACGCACUUUGGGGUCUCUAUUAUCUUCUAAUGGAUCUAGCAGGACACAGAUGUUAUUACCACACAAAAUUGGCUACACAAGCACCCAUAAACUUGGUGGAUUUUCCGAGAGUUUAUAUUCAAUCCUCUCCAAUGAUAUCAUGUCGAAAGAGAUAUGCUCAGUUGAUGAUUCAUUGUCAGCGGUUGAUGCUCCAGAUAUGUCUGAAUCGGCCAGCUCAUCAGGUCACAGCUCAGAAACAAAGAACAUAAGUUUAGUUAGCAGAGAGAAACUGCAGCAAGAUAAGGCUCAUACUUGGUCCUUGAAUGGUUAUGCAGAUUCCUCUGAAGCAACUGUGGCUUGUGGAGAAAUGGUUGUAGCAACAAAGUCAUGUGAACUCCCACAACCAUGUCAAGGUCGUGCGAAGACAAACACAACUAUCCAAAGUGUCACAAGCAACAGUACAUCAGUAGUAACCAAAUCCACAUCAAGGCCUAAGAUCCUUCUAGUUGAAGAUAACAAGAUUAACAUCAUGGUAACACAGUCCAUGAUGAAGCAAUUAGGCCAUAGCAUAGAUGUUGUGAAUAAUGGAGUGGAAGCUGUACUUGCAGUUCAGCGCUGCACUUUUGACCUGGUUCUGAUGGAUGUCUGCAUGCCAGUUAUGAAUGGUCUUCAAGCAACAAAACUGAUUCGGUCUUUCGAGGAAACAGGCAAGUGGGAUGCUGCAAGAAAUGCUGGAAUCGAGCAAAGUCUACCAGAUUCAGAUUAUGAAUGUUGUAAACCAUCUACAAAGCGGAUUCCCAUUGUUGCGAUGACAGCAAAUGCUUUGUCAGAGAGCGCUGAAGAGUGUUUUGCAAAUGGAAUGGACUCGUUUAUGUCAAAACCUGUGACUUUCCAAAAACUGAAAGAAUGUAUUGAACAAUACCUAAGUUGA
Molecule: messenger RNA, 3129 nt
Organism: Sphenostylis stenocarpa
Lineage: Eukaryota; Viridiplantae; Streptophyta; Magnoliopsida; Fabales; Fabaceae
Source: the annotation of a GenBank genome assembly